AUGGCCGCAACAAGGCGCUCUGCACGCAUCAGCGCACAAUCUACACCUAGGCUAGAACCUCCCACUCAGACUGCGCCCAAAACCAAUGGCCGGAAGCGCAAGGCACCUCCAGCCAAAGACAGAGCCGAAGCACCCUUGACACCACCAAGGAAGCGUGCGCAAGGCAACCCGACAACUCCGGCAGCAGUCCUCCCGCCGCUGACACCGACUCCCAUUGCAGCAGGUCUUUUCGCCGAGUCUGGAAACUCUACCAGGAAGCCUCGCAGCGCGACCGUCACGCGGCUCGCGAACCCCAAGCUGACAAAUGCGCCGCUGCUGUCACCAGAGACGUCAAGGCUUGUCGCAUCGCGGGAUAUAGAAACCGUGUCGCCAAGCAAGGCGCCGCAAGUCAGGACGACAACUGAGAAUUUGCUUCAAGAGGCCUGCGACCACCUCAUUAAGGUUGAUGGGCGCAUGAAGCCGCUGAUCGACAACCACCACUGUCGAGUCUUUUCACCAGAGGGAUUGGCAGAGGAGAUUGAUCCGUUCGAGAGUCUUUCGAGUGGGAUCAUCAGCCAGCAAGUAUCAGGAGCAGCGGCUAAGUCAAUCAAGGCGAAAUUUAUUGCCUUGUUCGAGGAACAGCCCGACUCGCGAUUCCCGCUCCCAUCUCAGGUUGCCGCCAAGUCGAUCGAGGAGCUUCGCACAGCAGGUCUUUCGCAGCGCAAAGCCGAGUAUAUCAAAGGCCUCGCUGAGAAGUUCGCCAGUGGAGAGUUAAGUGCUCGGAUGCUUCACGAUGCCUCGGACGAAGAGGUCAUGGAGAAGCUGAUCGCCGUGCGCGGCCUCGGCAAAUGGUCCGUCGAAAUGUUCGCUUGCUUUGGGCUUAAAAGAAUGGAUGUCUUCUCGCUCGGUGAUCUGGGGGUUCAGAGAGGCAUGGCUGCCUUUGUCGGUCGUGACGUUGCCAAACUCAAGUCCAAGGGCGGCAAGUGGAAGUACAUGUCUGAGCAGGACAUGGUCGAGCUGUCUGACAAGUUCGCGCCGUAUCGGAGUCUCUUCAUGUGGUACAUGUGGCGAGUUGAGGAGACAGACAUCAGCACGAUGGAAUAG
Messenger RNA from Fusarium vanettenii 77-13-4, 1083 nucleotides. RefSeq lists its product as uncharacterized. Gene Ontology annotation, molecular function: alkylated DNA binding; DNA-3-methyladenine glycosylase activity; DNA-7-methylguanine glycosylase activity. Gene Ontology annotation, biological process: base-excision repair, AP site formation; DNA alkylation repair; base-excision repair. The transcript has a single exon. Gene Ontology annotation, cellular component: nucleus; protein-DNA complex. Lineage: Eukaryota; Fungi; Ascomycota; Sordariomycetes; Hypocreales; Nectriaceae. The record is from RefSeq and is a predicted model, not a curated record. The coding region runs from base 1 to 1083 and encodes 360 amino acids.